AUGGAGCAUUCAGUUGCCAGUUCGCCCGAAAAGGCGCCCAUAGAGUCCAUGGACAAGGAGGACUCCAAUGUAUCGGUGGAGGGCGAGCAGAUCGUGACCAAAGAUGCCGACAAUGCCAGCAGCGAGAAAUCGUCUCCCCCGGUUGGGGAGGAGCUAACUUCGCACGAAAAUAUUGUUGUUAGUACCGCAGAUGAUCUUGUCACCCAAAUUCUUCGUGUGGAAGAUGAUCCUUCUGUCAAUCCAUGGACAAUUCGAAUGGUCUUUCUCGGGGCUGGACUAUCCAUCUUCGGCGGUGUUCUCCAGGAAAUCUUCUAUUUUAAACCUCAGACAAUUCUAGUCUCCCAGGUUUUCUUGACGGUCAUCGCAUAUGUACUCGGAGAAGGACUCGCCUACGCAAUUCCUCGUAAGGGUAGGAUUGGACGUCUCCUGAACCCAGGGCCAUUUAAUGCGAAGGAACAUGCUGCCGUGGCUCUGAUGGCGUCAGCCGCAUCUCAGUCCGCACUCGCAACAGAAGCUCUCGCCGCACAGCAAUUAUUUUACGGAGGAUACCCGAGUCAUGCCGCUGGAGUUUUUAUAACCCUCUCCUCUCAACUGAUUGGCUAUGGUAUUGCUGGUCUGCUUCGUGAUGUGAUUGUUCGACCAACUAAGAUGUUGUGGCCUAUGACUCUUCCCAUUAGCAGUUUGCUGGAAUCUUUGCACAGAGAUAAGAAAGAAUCUAAGGCUCGGCUGAAAAUCUUUUAUGUUGUCUUUACAGUCCUCUUUUUCUGGACUAUCUUCCCGGAGUGGAUUUUCCCGGUUUUGGAAGGAGUUUCAAUAUUUUGUCUGGCUAACCAGAAUAGCUUGGUCUUCACUAACCUCUUCGGUGGAGCUUCGGGUAAUGAAGGAUUGGGAUUUCUCUCCGUCUGCUUCGAUUGGAACUAUAUCGCGUCUACUGGAUCACCACUUUGGUAUCCACUAUAUGCACUAACCAAUACAUUCGUCGGCUAUCUUGGCUGUAUUAUACUUUUUCUUGGUGUAUACUACGCAAACAUCUUCAACUCACAGAACUUUCCAUUUUUGUCACAGCUACUCUUUUAUGGUGACUCGAAUUCCACCUACUUUCACACAUACAACCAAACCGCAAUUCUCAACCCCGAUUUCACAGUCAAUGAGGACCUUCUCAGAGAGCAAGGAAUUCCUUGGCUGACGGGAAGUUACAUUAUCUACUUGAUUACCUCCAACAUGGGUCUUACGGCGACCUUCACCCACAUGCUGCUAUGGAACUUUGAUGACAUCAAGCCUGGCUGGGCCUGGGCUAGCCCCGCAUCUCUCAAGAAAUGGCUCAAACUAGAGACAUACAAGUUCUGGGCAAAUGAAGAGACACCGGAACAACGCCUGGAGCGUAAAUUGAAUGACGAGUCGUUGGAUCCUCAUUAUCGACUCAUGCUUCGAAACUUGUACCAAGAAUGCCCUCAGUGGUGGUGGGGAGCCGUUCUAUUGGGAAGUUUCGUGGCCGGUAUCGCUUGUCUUUACUCAAUCAAGUCCACGCUGCCAUGGUGGGGAUUUAUCCUCGCGAAUGCCCUCACAGCCCUCUUCAUGCUUUUCUUUGGCGCCCAAUAUGGUCUCACUGGCUUCCAAUUCAAUAUUCAACCAAUUGCUCAAAUGCUUGCAGGAUACUUGUUUCCUGGAAAGCCUCUUGCUAAUCUCUAUUUUACUUGCUACACAUACAACUCUCUUCAGAUGGGUCAAGUACUCGCCAAAGAUCUUCGAUUGGCACAAAAUGUUCAUUUAUCGCCUCGCAACACAUUCUUCGUUCAAGUUCUCGGUUGUGUGAUAGGAGCGUUAUUCAACUACGUGAUGAUGUUGACAAUUGUUCGAUCGCAAGCCGAAGUUCUCAUUUCCAUUGACGGAACGAACAUUUGGAGCGGUCAAAACUUCAAUACUCUGGCAAUUGCAUGGAGCAUAGCUAAAGACAUGUUCUCCAUCGGAGCCCGCUACCAAUGGGUGACAAUCUCGUAUCUAGUGGGUUUCCUCGUUCCUUUCCCUUUCUGGAUUGCCAACAAAAUCUAUCCCAGUCGCGUCUUCCGCAGCGUUAACCUAUCCAUCAUUCUUUGGUACAUGGGAUACCUCUUUGUUGGUAUCAAUGCCUCGAUUCUCAUGUACUUCGUCAUUGGGUUCGCGGCACAAUGGUGGCUGCGAAAGUAUCACCCUCAUCUCUUUAACAAGUACAACUAUAUCGUUAGUGCUGCUUUAGAUGGUGGUACGCAGGUCUGUGUCUUUAUCUUGACCUUUGCUGUGUUUGGUGGGAGUGGUAAAUCCUACUCGUUCCCGACUUGGGCUGGAAAUCCUGAUGCCAGCCAUAAUCUUGACUAUUGUAUGGUCAAUCCAGCUGUAAGCGAUUAG
Penicillium angulare is the source of this 2382-nucleotide messenger RNA. RefSeq names its product OPT family oligopeptide transporter. Gene Ontology annotation, biological process: transmembrane transport. Gene Ontology annotation, molecular function: oligopeptide transmembrane transporter activity. The record is from RefSeq and is a predicted model, not a curated record. The transcript is spliced from 10 exons. Bases 1 to 2382 code for a protein of 793 amino acids. NCBI's taxonomy places the organism in Eukaryota, Fungi, Ascomycota, Eurotiomycetes, Eurotiales, Aspergillaceae.